ACUACAUCUGUGGUGCUGGUUUAUGAAUCCACAUUCUGAGCUGCAUAUCUACGCAUCAACAAACGCGAAGAUGGCGGCCAGGGUCGUAAUAUUUUUCAAGACAAUGCAAGCGGCGCGGUGCCCCACAGACGAGCUGUCUCUGACCAACUGCGCGGUGGUGAGUGAGAAGGACCUCCAGUCUGGACAGCAUGUGACGGUGAAGACCACACCCAACCACAAGUUUGUGUUUACCACCAAGAGCCACCACACUGUGACACCAGGCACCAUCGCCUUCAGUUUACCCCAGAGAAAAUGGGCUGGUUUAUCCAUUGGACAAGAAGUGGAAGUGGCCAACUACAACUUUGACAAGGCUAAGCAGUGUAUCGGCCUCGUGUCGCUCGAGAUCGACUUCCUGCAGAAGAAGAGCACGGACACCAGCCCCUAUGACUCGGACAAGAUGGCCAGUGAGUUCAUCCAACAGUUCAACAACCAGGCCUUCUCCGUGACCCAGCAGUUGGUGUUCAGCUUCUGCGACAAGCUUUUUGGCCUGCAAAUCAAGGAUAUUGAGGCCAUGGAUCCAAGCAUCCUGAAAGGGGAGCCGGCCUCUGGGAAAAAGCAAAAGAUUGAUGUUGGCCUAUUGGUGGGAAACAGUCAGGUGAUGUUCGUGAAGGCAGAGAGCUCCUGCCUCACACUAGUGGGGAAGGCUAAGGCCAAAGAAGCCCGUCAAACCAUCAUUAACCCUGACUUCAACUUUGAGCGUAUGGGCAUCGGUGGUCUGGAUAAGGAGUUCUCCGACAUCUUCCGCAGGGCCUUCGCCUCUCGUGUCUUCCCCCCAGACAUUGUGGAACAGAUGGGCUGUAAGCACGUGAAGGGCAUCCUGCUCUUCGGGCCACCUGGAUGUGGAAAGACCCUGAUGGCCAGGCAAAUUGGCAAGAUGCUGAACUCUCGCGACCCCAAGGUGGUCAACGGCCCUGAGAUCCUCAACAAGUUUGUGGGAGAGUCAGAGGCCAACAUCAGGAAGCUGUUCGCAGAUGCCGAGGAGGAGCAGAAGAGGCUGGGUGCCAACAGCGGCUUGCACAUCAUCAUCUUUGACGAGCUGGACGCCAUCUGCAAGCAGAGAGGCACGGCCGGUGGCAGCACGGGCGUCCAUGACACCGUCGUCAACCAGCUGCUGUCCAAGAUCGACGGCGUGGAGCAGCUCAACAAUAUCCUGGUCAUCGGCAUGACCAACAGACCUGACCUGAUUGAUGAUGCUCUUAUGCGACCUGGCAGGUUUGAGGUCAAGAUGGAAAUUGGUCUCCCUGAUGAGAAGGGCCGUUUUCAGAUCCUGAAUAUCCACACAAACAAGAUGAGAGAGUUCAACCUGCUGGCUAUUGAUGUGGACGUCAAAGAGCUGUCAGUUGAGACCAAGAACUUCAGUGGUGCCGAACUGGAAGGUCUCGUCAGAGCUGCCCAGUCCACCGCUAUGAACCGCCACAUCAAGGCUACAGCCACUGUGGAAGUGGAUAUGGAGCGUGCUGAGAAGCUGCAAGUCCACCAGGCCGACUUCUUAGGAUCCCUAAACAAUGACAUCAAGCCUGCUUUUGGUACGAACCAGGAAGACUACUGCAGCUACAUCAUGAAUGGCAUCAUCAAGUGGGGCGACCCAGUCACUCGUGUUCUGGAUGACGGAGAACUCCUGGUGCAGCAGACCAAGAACAGCGACCGCACACCCCUUGUGACUGUCCUGCUGGAGGGACCGCCCGGCAGUGGUAAGACUGCCCUGGCUGCCAAGAUCGCAGAGGAAUCUGAGUUCCCCUUCAUCAAGAUCUGCUCCCCAGACAAGAUGAUUGGUCACUCUGAGAUCUCCAAAUGCCAUGCCAUCAAAAAAGUUUUUGAUGAUGCUUGCAAGUCACAGCUGAGCUGUGUGGUUGUGGAUGACAUUGAGCGCUUGCUGGACUAUGUGCCCAUUGGACCCCGGUUCUCCAACCUGGUUCUACAGGCUCUACUGGUUCUGCUCAAGAAAACACCCCCAAAAGGUCGUAAGCUGUUGGUGAUCGGUACGACCAGCCGUAAGGACGUGCUGCAGGAGAUGGAGAUGCUGGAUGCCUUCAGCACCUCCAUCCACGUGCACAACAUCUCCACCGGAGAGCACCUGGUGGAGGCUCUGGAGCUUCUGGGCAGCUUCUCGGAGCCCGAGCGGGCCACCAUUGCCAAGCAGGUGAAGGGGAAGAGGGUCUGGAUCGGAAUUAAGAAGCUCCUCAUGCUCAUCGAGAUGUCCCUACAGAUGGAGCAGGAGUACAGAGUCAGCAAGUUCCUGCAACUGUUAAGAGAUGAGGGAGCGAUGGACGACGGCAAUCAGAUUCGAGUAUAAGUCCCUUUGUCUCACUGCACAGUUCUGCCAAAUCUGUCCUGUAUGUGAUCUCGGAGUUAUCUAAGCGUAAGGAGAGAAGAAGAAGGGAUGAAGAGAGAAGAGGAGAGCGGGUCUACCCAGCCAGAGGGCCGUCCUGCUGUGCAUGUUUAUGAUGGCAAACCGAGAUUGUUUCUGCUACAGUCCAGCACCGCUCACCCACACUCCAGAGGCAAAAACACCUACAGUCGGAGCAGUACUACUCCAUGUUGUCAGUAUUAACGCAAAAUCGAUCUCCAAGUGGCGUCUUGUGCUUUUAGUGUGCCGUGUCUAUUGCUAGAUGUGUUUCUAUCUAUAGUCCGAGAAAAACGAUACAGCACAUGCAUCUCUGUGAACCCUGAGCCUAGACGGUGUUUUAACAGUAUAUCAAAGUAUAUCAUAUAUGUACUAUACGUACAUAUAUAUACAUUAUGCAUAUAUGAGAUGUAAGUCUUUCAAACCGAUAUCUAGAGAAGAAAUACAAUCUGAGAAGGCCUAUAGUCUGUGAAGUGGAAAUUUAAUUUACUGUCAGUGAUAUGUAUCUAUAUGAAGUGUCAUGUAUUUAUUUAUUUUUUGUACAUAGAGGACACAAUGCGGUGAUCCAUCAUAUGACAUUUGUUUAUGUAUAGUUACAGUUUACAUAUCAGAUUUAUACGUUUUGCUCCUGUGUAGAUUCUGGUCGUAGAUGGCAGUUGGGUGAAGUGUUAAUGUACAGUGUACCUUCUGUAUGAUGCAUACCUUAAAAGUCGGUGUUUGAAAAAAUACAGCACUUUUUUCAAUAUGAGUGAGAUUUAACCAAGAGACCAACCUUUAAUCAUAACCGUAUAGUUCUACACUAGAUUUCAAUCUUGCACUUAUGUACUGUGGAUGAAUGUUUAGUUUAAGUUUGUGUGUGUGUGUGUGUGUGUGUGUUUGCACUUCAGAAUGAAUGUAGAAGAUGAAGAUUCAAUCAGUGUGUGUUUGUCUCUUUUAAGUGUAUGUGUUUGUGUGUGUGUGUGCGUGUGUGUGUGUGUACACUGUGAGUCAUUUUGUAUAUGUUUUUGCCUGCCUAAUGACCUCAUGUUCUUAAAUCAUUAUCUUUUUAUUUCUUCUUAUCGUGUGUGUGGUCCAGAGCUAUUUAUUCUAACCAUUAAAGAUGGAUGGCAAGGAUGCAGAUGUAUUAUUGCAAUAAAAGCACAGGCACACA
Clupea harengus (Atlantic herring) is the source of this 3533-nucleotide messenger RNA. RefSeq names its product vesicle-fusing ATPase-like. Gene Ontology annotation, molecular function: ATP binding; ATP hydrolysis activity. Lineage: Eukaryota; Metazoa; Chordata; Actinopteri; Clupeiformes; Clupeidae. The record is from RefSeq and is a predicted model, not a curated record. Gene Ontology annotation, biological process: SNARE complex disassembly; Golgi to plasma membrane protein transport; intra-Golgi vesicle-mediated transport. Gene Ontology annotation, cellular component: Golgi stack.